GAGUUUUUUCUUGUUCUUGGUUAGCUGCUAGUGAAUAAUAAGCUAACAGCAAAGGGAUCAGUUUAAGCACAGAUACACAAGAAGGUGCACUGUUGUAUUGACAAAUACAUUUCUGAAGGCAAAAAAAUAACCUUAUUAUCUUCUAGUUAUGAGUCAUGUGGCCGCCGAAAAUGCACUUAGUCUAGAUCAGCAGUUUGCUGGCCUAGACUUGAACUCCUCAACAUCUCAGAGCGGAGGAGCAGGCAAAGGGCGUUACAUCCCUCCUCAUCUACGAAACAGAGAAGCUUCUAGACAAGACUCUGCAAAUUGGGAUUCUGGACGCGGGGGUAAUGUGUAUAUGAAUGGGUAUCACGAUGACAGGGAUAGCAGAUUAAAUGGGUAUGACAGAGAUCGGAGUGGAUUUGGAGGGCGAGGUUCAGCUCCACGAAAUGACAGAGGUGGUCGUGGAAGUUAUCGAAAUGUUGGAAGUGGCACUUACAGUCAGCAGUCCUUUACAAGUACUAACUCAGGAUAUUGUGAAAAAGACGGUGCAGGAUGGAAUGCAACCAGAGAGACAAGAGACCCAUAUAGCAGCUUUGGAUCGCGUAAUGACAGAGGCAAAUCUAGUUUCUUUGAUCGUGGAACUGCAUCAAGAGGAAGGUUUGAUGAUCGAGGAAGAGGUAAUGAUAGAGGCCAAGAUAGCUAUGAAAGCUUUGGAAAUCGUGGCAAAUUCGAGCGUGGUGGAAAUAGCAGAUGGUCAGAAGACAGGUCAAAUGAUGAAGAUGAUUGGUCAAAACCAUUACCACCAAAUGAUCGCUUGGAACAGGAACUUUUUUCUGGCAGCAACACUGGUAUAAACUUUGAGAAGUAUGAUGAUAUUCCAGUUGAAGCAACCGGCACAAGCUGCCCUCCACAUAUAGAAAACUUUUAUGAUGUUGACCUGGGAGAAAUAAUUAUGAGCAACAUUGAGCUGAGUCGUUACACUCGUCCUACUCCUGUCCAGAAGCAUGCUAUACCCAUUAUUAAGGAGAAAAGAGAUUUGAUGGCUUGUGCACAAACAGGUUCUGGAAAAACAGCUGCUUUUUUGUUGCCUAUUCUGAGCCAGAUAUAUACAGAAGGUCCAGGUGAUGCUAUAAAUGCAAUGAAAGGAUCCCAGGAUGGUAGCAAGUAUGGACGUCGCAAGCAGUAUCCAAUUUCCUUGGUUUUGGCACCAACCAGAGAGCUGGCUGUUCAGAUUUACGAAGAGGCCAGAAAGUUUGCUUACAGAUCUAGAGUUCGUCCUUGUGUAGUUUAUGGAGGUGCAGACAUUGGUCAGCAAAUAAGAGAUUUAGAGCGUGGCUGUCAUCUACUUGUAGCAACUCCUGGACGUCUGGUUGACAUGAUGGAGAGAGGAAAGAUUGGCUUGGACUACUGCAAAUAUUUAGUCUUGGAUGAAGCAGACAGAAUGCUUGAUAUGGGUUUUGAGCCACAAAUUCGUCGAAUUGUCGAACAGGACACUAUGCCACCAAAAGGCUUGCGGCAGACCAUGAUGUUUAGUGCAACUUUUCCCAAAGAGAUCCAGAUUCUCGCCCGUGAUUUCCUUGAAGAAUACAUCUUUCUGGCUGUUGGUCGUGUAGGUUCAACUUCUGAAAAUAUCACCCAGAAAGUAGUUUGGGUAGAAGAAGCUGACAAGCGUUCUUUCUUACUCGAUCUCCUUAAUGCAACAGGGAAAGAUUCCUUAACCUUAGUGUUUGUUGAAACAAAAAAGGGAGCAGAUGCUCUUGAGGAUUUCUUGUUUCGAGAAGGAUAUGCCUGCACAAGUAUCCAUGGAGAUCGAUCCCAACGAGACAGAGAAGAAGCACUGCAUCAGUUCCGAUCUGGAAGGUGCCCAAUACUGGUUGCUACUGCAGUUGCUGCCCGUGGGCUAGAUAUUUCUAAUGUGAAGCAUGUCAUUAACUUUGACUUACCAAGUGAUAUUGAAGAGUAUGUACAUCGUAUUGGACGUACUGGUCGUGUAGGAAACCUUGGCCUUGCAACAUCUUUCUUUCAUGAAAAGAACAUCAAUAUUACAAAAGACUUGCUGGAUCUUCUUGUGGAAGCAAAGCAGGAGGUACCAUCCUGGUUAGAGAACAUGGCAUAUGAGCAGCAGCACAAGAGCAGUAGUCGUGGACGUUCCAAGAGCAGGUUCUCAGGUGGAUUUGGUGCCAGAGAUUAUAGGCAGGGGAAUAACAGUUUCUCUAAUCGUGGAAGUCGUGGUAGCAAUCAUGGAGGAAGUAGAGGAUUUGGUGGAGGUGGCUAUGGAAACUUUUAUAGCAGUGAUGGUUAUGGUGGCAACUACAGCUCCCAGGGUGUUGACUGGUGGGGAAAUAAUUGAAGUACAUACUGCAGAUGAGGCCACCUUGCCAAACAAGCUAAAUGGAAACCACAUGUAACUUAGCCAGACUAUACCUUGUGUAGCUUCAAGAACUUGCAGUACAUUACCAGCUGUGAUUCUCUGAGAUGUUGGAGGGGAGCUCAACGGCAUAAGAAGAAAGCCAGCAGUUGCAACAGUGAAAGAAAAUGGUUGCUUUGAAGGUCAUAUCGUCGUAGAUUUUUGGAGUAGAUUUUUUUCAGACUGCAUUUAUUAUUUAACUGAGGAUCAUUUGUUUGUUAAUGUACUGUGCCUUUAACUUUAGACAAGAAUUAUUUUUUUAUUUUAGUGUCCUGUUGGCUCAGUCAGGCCUGAGAUGUAAUCUUUAGUUGAAAAAUCUAUUUGAACUUGGGCAGAAAAAUCAAACCUUGGCACACAGGGAUGAGAGAACAUGAGCAGAAAUCAUUGUUUUAUUCAUGCAAACAUUGUUACAAAGAAACUUGUGUGGUAGCCUGCAUUAUUGCUCUGAAGUGUAGAGCUUCAAGGCAUAUAAAAUGACAUUGCCGAUUUUAAUGUGGCAGACUGUACCAAGUUUGAGUUCUGAUUUGCUCACUCUAUCCUGGAUAAGGUACCUGUUAGAAUUUGAUAGUCUUUUAUAAGCCAUUCCAGUCAAAAUAUUACUGUAAGGAUCUUAAAAUGUAAAGCACUGUUUUCAUUGUUAACACUUGUAAAUGCAGGAACUCCUUUCUUUGUUACUGUUGACAGUGUUACGGCAGCUAGGUAAGAAAAUAAAACUAGCCAGGAGAUAGAAUAUUGUGAUGAAUAUUUAAAGGCUAUAUGGAAAAACUUGAAAAUUUUUAAUUGAUUCAUCUACUUGGAAAAGUUUUAAAAGCAAAGUUAAUGCCUGCCAUAUCUUAAAAUGAAAUUGCAAAGUUGUAGAAUGGCUAAGUGGAUCACAGCACUAAGUGGUCCUAGUAAUGGAUCUAGCUGAUUUUUGGUCUGAUAACUCAUGCUAGUGUUGAUGUUUUUUGGUCAAGAGGGCAAGAACUGGAAGAAUUGAGCAGCAGGCUUCAUUUUAAACACAAAAUUGCAUUUCUCUGUUUAAGCUGCGUGGAUUCUGAAAACAUUUGGCUUAUGGUAGAUGCUGUAAACUGGCUCCACUGGGGGGUACAAUGUGAAUUCUUUAGAGAUCACAAGAAUUGUAAAUGUACAAAACUGCACAAGGUGUCAGAUCUGCUAUUCAGGUGCAGUUUUUAAUCACAGUUUUAGUUGCAUAGGUUUCCAUUUCAUUAAUAGUCUGUUAUGCUAAAUCUGGCCAAAGACUAGUAUAUUUCCACCAAUGAAGAUGCCUCAGUAACUUUUUGUGGUAAACUGUGGUCAGAGUGCCAGAACCGAAAUGCCUAAAAUCUGCUGAGGUGGCAUGGGAGAAAUGACAAAAACUACUUAAGUGCAAUAGAUUUAUUCUCAAGUGUGUUGUGCCUUGUACUGAAUCUUAACAAUGGAGUAGUAGAUGCACUUGACAGUAUUGAGGUGAUUCUUGUCAUGAAUGGUGCUAUUUCAGUUAGUAUAGGUUUAGGCCCUUGUACAUUUUGUACCCAUCAGGUUUUACAAAAUAGACUUAUUUUAUUGCACAUUUAGAGAAUUUUAUAUAAAUGUCUUGUGUGCGUCCUUAAACUUCCAGGCUUUUUUUAUGUCUUGAAGAUUGUUGAAACGCAGCUUUGUGUAAGAAUGGGAAGGGGUUAGAAUCUAAACAAGGAAUUAUUUGGGACCAUGGGGUUAACAGUUGGGAAUACAACUAUUUGCACACAACAGAUUUCUAGAUACUUUUUGCUGCUAGUUUUGUGUAAUAUUUAUUAAACAUUUGACAAAUAUUUAUUUUUGUAAGCCUAAAAGUGAUUCUUUGAAAGUUUAAAGAAACUUGACCAAAAGACAGUACAAAAACACUGGCACUUGAAUGUUGAAUGUCACCGUAUGCGUGAAAAUAUAUAUUUCGGGGUAGUGUGAGCUUUUAAUGUUUAAGUCAUUGGAUUAAAAUUCAAAAUCUAACCACACCUGCCAAUGGCAUAUUUGCUAUUGCUUAUGAAAUGUUCAAUCAAAUUGGUGAACAAAAUUUGAAACAUGCCAAGGUUUGGAUACAGUUGUGUCUUAAAAUAAUGAAACACAUUUCUACAUGUUGCAAAGUGUCCAGAUUCUUGAAAUGUGUUUGUUUAGUUGUGUUUGUUUUGUUUUCUGUUUGUUUGUGUUUCUUUUUCCAGUGAAUGUCUGGCACAUGGCAAUCUUAAAACAUGUGGUUAUCUUUGUUGUAUUUGCAUAUUCAGUGCAUUGCUUGUUCAGCAGUUACAUUUAAGCAGGUUUUUAAUAUUCAGUACAUCCCUGACAUUCGGCACACAUGUCAAGUGAAAAGUUGCCUGCAAAACUUGCUAAAUGUUGACCUUGAACACCAGUUCACUGUAGACACAUUUGCCUCUUGUAAUAGUUUAGAUGCUAUGCACUGCAUGAGAACUCAAGCUGUGCAUUAAACUGUAUGAUUUUAUUCAAAAUAAAGUUUUGAACUGCAGAAACCCA
Molecule: messenger RNA, 4873 nt
Organism: Protopterus annectens (West African lungfish)
Lineage: Eukaryota; Metazoa; Chordata; Ceratodontiformes; Protopteridae
Gene: DDX3X
Product: DEAD-box helicase 3 X-linked
Exons: 18
Coding region: 149-2332 (727 amino acids)
Biological process (GO): cell differentiation; gamete generation
Cellular component (GO): nucleus; P granule
Molecular function (GO): ATP binding; RNA helicase activity; RNA binding
Source: RefSeq, a predicted model, not a curated record